GCCUCGCGCUUGAUGCCCCGUCCAGAUAGGCCCGCCUGCCCCUCCUCCAUCCCAGCAUGCACUGCGCUUCCUGCCACCUCCUCUUCCGGCUGGGGCGGGUAGUGGAGGUAACGACGUGUCCGGAGCGGAGCGGGAGCAGCGCGCGAAGCCAUGGAGCUGGAGGCGAUGAGCAGAUACACCAGUCCAGUGAACCCGGCUGUCUUCCCGCACCUCACUGUGGUGCUGCUGGCCAUCGGCAUGUUCUUCACUGCCUGGUUCUUCGUCUACGAGGUGACUUCCACCAAGUACACGCGGGAUAUCUACAAGGAGCUGCUGAUCUCGCUGGUGGCCUCACUCUUCAUGGGCUUUGGCGUCCUCUUCCUGCUGCUGUGGGUCGGUAUCUACGUUUGAAGCCUGCCGGAGGAGAGCCAGCCCUGUGUGGUGGGAAGCCCAGCAGAAACGUUUUUUGUAUUUUUAUACUUCAACAACAAAGCACGUGUCAGGCAUGGACUGUGCUGCUGCCAACUGACUUCUGCCAGUGCAGCAAACAUGGCCUGAAUAAAACUGACUCCAUCAUGCAAACGCUUCUGGCCUUGUGGUUUGUCUCUUAGAUACACUUUUUAUCUGGCUUUUCCAAACCACUUUGAUAUUGGCACAGGAUCCCUGUGCCUUGGGACAGGCCCUGUGUUUGUUAGAGACUUCCAGAGC
Molecule: messenger RNA, 687 nt
Organism: Cuculus canorus (common cuckoo)
Lineage: Eukaryota; Metazoa; Chordata; Aves; Cuculiformes; Cuculidae
Gene: TMEM258
Product: transmembrane protein 258
Exons: 4
Coding region: 151-390 (79 amino acids)
Biological process (GO): protein N-linked glycosylation
Cellular component (GO): membrane-bounded organelle
Source: RefSeq, a predicted model, not a curated record